Euleptes europaea (tarantolino) is the source of this 1509-nucleotide messenger RNA. RefSeq names its product solute carrier family 2, facilitated glucose transporter member 11-like. Lineage: Eukaryota; Metazoa; Chordata; Lepidosauria; Squamata; Sphaerodactylidae. Bases 1 to 1509 code for a protein of 502 amino acids. Gene Ontology annotation, molecular function: hexose transmembrane transporter activity. Gene Ontology annotation, biological process: monosaccharide transmembrane transport. Gene Ontology annotation, cellular component: membrane. The transcript has 12 exons. The record is from RefSeq and is a predicted model, not a curated record.
AUGCAAUCCUCUGCUGAGAUACUCCAGUCUGGGACCCAGUACCGAGGCCUGUUUCAGAUGAUCCUAGUGCUAGGAAUAGGUGGAAGCUUCCCUUAUGGGUUCCAUAUUUCGGCAAUCAACUACCCCUCCUUGUAUAUUAAAACCUUUAUCAAUGAAACCUGGAUAGAGCGGCAUGGUUCACCCCUCUCUCAAGAGACUAUCCUCUUAAUGUGGUCCUUCAUCGUGUCUAUCUAUGGCCUUGGAGGCCUUCUAGGAAGUGUUUGCUGUGGGUACCUUACCACAAAAUAUAGGAAAAAGAAGUGCCAGAUGUUUACCAACUUGAUUAUGCUGGUGGCUGCACUGUUCAUGGCUUUUAGCAAGAUGGCCAAAUCCUUUGAGAUGAUCUUUCUUGGUCGCCUCCUUUGUGGAAUUGGCAUCGGAUUUUCUUUCAACAUACACCCUCAAUAUGUGGGAGAGAUUUCACCCAAGAAGCUGCGUGGUUUUACAAAUGCCACUGUGGCUGUUUUUUUGACCCUGGGCAAAGUCUCAGGGCAAGUUAUUGGCCUCCGGGAAAUGUUAGGAAGUGAAUCUCUGUGGCCUUUACUGCUGGCUUUUACUGGAUUCACAGCAAUGAUUCAGCUGGUUACACUCCCUUGCUUUCCUGAUUCCCCACCAUACCUUCUGAUUCAGAAAGGCAACGAGGAAGCCUUCAAGAAAGCUAUCAAGCAGCUCUGGGGCGACGGUGACCAUCAAGCUGAGAUCGAGGACAUAAAAAAGGAGAAGGCAGCCAUGGCAAGUUCCAAAGGUCUCCGGGUCCUUGAGGUUCUGAAGACCCAGUCCUUGCGCUGGCAGCUCUAUGUGAUGAUCACCGUCAUGACCACGUUGCAGCUCUGUGGCAUCAAUGCAAUCUACUUCUACUCUUUUGAAGUCUUCCGCACAGCCAAGUUCGAAGAAGCCCUCAUCCCAUACUUAUCUUUGGGUGUUGGUAUUUGUGAGUGCAUCUCAUCCAUACUGUGUAGCUCCCUUAUUGAGCGUUUUGGCCGGAAAGUGCUGCUCUGGGGAGGCUAUGCCAUGAUGGUUUUGGUGCUUGCUCUACUCACACUGACUCUCUCACUCCAACAUCGCUUCUUUUGGAUGCACCACUUCAGUGUCAUUCUCAUCUUCUUGUUUGUUCUCUUCUAUGGGAUUGGACCUUCUGGAGCAACAAUAGCCGUCAUGGUUGAAAUCUUCAGUCAAGCCUUCCGUCCAUCAGCCUUUGUGAUCGUGGGGUGUAUUAACUGGAUGGGUCUCUUUCUGCUUGGGAUGAUCUUCCCAAUCUUUGUGGAAUAUCUUGGACCCUUUUGCUUCCUGAUUUUCAUGGGAAUUCUUGCUGUUUCAGGAGUAUUCAUCUACCUGUUCCUCCCAGAAACAAAGGGGAAAUCCAUCAUGGAAAUUACAUUGGCAUUUGAUAAGUUAAAUUACAGCAAGAAAGAAGCUUUUUCUACAGAGGACAGUAUUCCUAAUGGAACAGUUUUUUGCACCAGGCUUUGA